AUGAUAUUCAUGCAUGGUGGGGAGAGAAAGAAACUUAAGACAGGAAACUUUGUGAUUGCAUGCAUGUCUGCUGGUUCCAGAAGUUUAACCUGGCUCAUUCAAGAAGAAGUUGACUUGUACGCGGCAGAAUCUGAGUUGUACGCCGGUGAAGUUCAGUUGUACGCGGAUGAAGCUGAGAGUAGCUUGAACAUUGAAGUUCCGUUACUGGAGGAGAUGAGUUGCUUUGAUACACAACUUAGGGAGCUUAAGGACCAAUGUAACGACAGUGAGCAGAAGCUACUAAAGCUAGAGAAGACAUUGUCUGAGAUAUCUAUGAAGAAAUCCGGCUUUGAGUUGCUUGUUUGUCUACUGGGUUGUGUAGUAGUCUUAAUAUGUCUGCUGGUCAUGUUUCUACCGAGAACAGCUUUGAAGGCUUGA
Molecule: messenger RNA, 417 nt
Organism: Eruca vesicaria subsp. sativa (arugula)
Lineage: Eukaryota; Viridiplantae; Streptophyta; Magnoliopsida; Brassicales; Brassicaceae
Source: the annotation of a GenBank genome assembly